Messenger RNA from Oncorhynchus masou masou (cherry salmon), 5496 nucleotides. Its product is annotated as zinc finger protein ZIC 4-like. Gene Ontology annotation, molecular function: RNA polymerase II cis-regulatory region sequence-specific DNA binding; DNA-binding transcription factor activity, RNA polymerase II-specific. The record is from RefSeq and is a predicted model, not a curated record. The transcript has 2 exons. Bases 43 to 1644 code for a protein of 533 amino acids. Gene Ontology annotation, biological process: regulation of transcription by RNA polymerase II. Gene Ontology annotation, cellular component: nucleus. Lineage: Eukaryota; Metazoa; Chordata; Actinopteri; Salmoniformes; Salmonidae.
UUGAGCACAGAAUUGGUUGAUUUUGCAAAUUCACAACAAAACAUGACAACUCUGUCGAGGUUUAGUGGUUGCCUUCUUUCUUGCGUCAACCCCGGGGAGAGCAAUACUGAACCCAGCGUGGUGCUGCCACCUUUGGCAGGGGAGCACAUAGGGCACCCCACUGGCAGUUCCUUAAAGCUCUGCCCCUCGCACAAUUUGCGAGACUAUCCCGAGACGAGGUACAGUGCAUAUGUUGACCAUUCGGUUCCCCAUUUUGCAGACUCUGGAUACCCCAGCCACCGGUUAGAGCACAGCCCUAGGGGCAUCAUCAUUGGAGCCAAUCGUUCUGGAGCCGGCAUGCCACCCGUCACUGAUCAACUGGCAUCAAGAAGUAACCAACAUGGCGGGAUUGGAAGGUACCGUGACCUGCCUAGCUAUAGAGAUAGCAGAAGCCACGCUUUUUUCACCGCUUAUCACGAGCAGGCCCAUGGCUCCUCCGACGCGACUCGAGACCUCUCUGGUCAAGUGAUGUUGGGUCUACCUGGGGACCUCCUCACCCGGACGCACCCUUACGGCCAGAGCAUCAGCGGCCCCAGGGGAAACAGCCAACAACUUGUCUCUCAGUUCCUGGGUCUCUACAAACCGCUGAACAUGGCAAUUCAACGUGGAGUGGGUGACGCUUUCCUGAGGUGCUCCAAACAGAACCUGAAGCAUGAGCUUGUGUGUAAGUGGAGUGACAGCCAAGAGGGGACUGGGAAGCAGCCCUGCGCCAGAACUUUCGGGACUAUGUAUGAACUUGUCACCCAUGUGACAGUGGAACAUGUCGGAGGACCAGAGCACUCUCAAUACGUGUGUCACUGGGAGAACUGUCCGAGGGACAGAAAGCCUUUCAAAGCGAAAUACAAGUUGGUGAAUCACGUCAGAGUCCACACAGGGGAAAAGCCCUUUCCCUGCCCUUUCCACGGCUGUGAAAAAGUUUUUGCAAGAUCAGAGAACCUCAAGAUUCACAAGAGGACACACACAGGUGAAAAACCUUUUAAGUGUGAGUUCGAGGGCUGCAAUCGGAGGUUUGCUAACAGCAGCGACAGAAAGAAGCAUUCUCACGUGCACUCCAGUGAUAAACCCUACAUGUGCAAGGUCAGAGGGUGUGAGAAGUGUUACACCCACCCAAGUUCCCUCCGGAAGCACAUGAAGCUCCACUGCAAGGACUACAGCGAGAAACGCAGCGAUGGGCGCGAAGGGGACGGGGAGCACCUUGCAGAGGCCAGGUCACCCGAAGUAACGGAUCAAGGCGAAACGGCCUCGUCCACCAUCGUGACGCGCGCUCAACCCCUCACCUCCUCCCAACAGUCUCUAUCCCCCGAGAUUCAAAACGAGUCAAGUCUGAGGACACGUUUCCAUCACACAUUCGACAACAGUUUGGACUACUCCUCACAUAGGUCAGAUGGCCUCUUGGAUCCAUUGUUGAUCCAGAGGAGCGGUUAUAGACCUGAGCCCACCCAAUACCCAUGCAACCAAGCAGGCCACAGUUUCGCCCAGAGCUCCAGGACAUUUAACACUGCCUCACCCUUUCAGAAAAGUAUUGUCAAUGGGUGGUAUACGUGCCACAGUGGCGUGGACUCUUUCUCACCAAAGCAGUGUAAUAACGACAUAUCAUCCAUUUGAGUCAGUCAUGUCGCCUGAGUGACGUUGGCCUACAAAACGUGGGCCUAUUUUUGUUAUGACAUCUGCUAUUCUUGGAUUAUAUAUUAUUGAUUGUAUUUUGUUGAUGUUGUAGGCUAUAAAGACAUGUGCCAUGUUGAAGUCAUUAUGUGUCGUAGUUUUGAAAACGUGCUAAUAUAUAUAUAUAUACAGCGUUGCAGAAUGCGUGACGGCAAGCUUUAACUGUUCCGUGACGCACAAACUCUACGUGCGUCUAUGUGUGGUGGGCCUUGAGUUGUGUCACGUGUAAGAAACGUGCCUGUUUUAACACAUGUGUAGGCUACAGUGACGUGUGUCCCCCUCCUUUUGGAGAAUUAGAAUAGGACAUCAUAAAUACAAAUGCUGCCUAUCAUUUGAAUGAUGCUUGCUAUAGGAUGAAGAAACUAAAUGGAUUUAACGGGAUUGUCUAUGUGUAAAUGGCCUAUAUGUGAAUAUAGUAGCAAAAGUGUUAUAAAAGGAACUAUACAUGUAUUAUUGCUUGGAAGGCUGAACCAGCAUAUGUAAAGGACAGGGUAUUCAUGGAAUGUUACUGUAUUGUAUUGUGGGAAUGCAUAGAAAAGUGCAUUACCCAUGUCGUGUUCAAUGUAAGGCAGAACUUGGAAAUAAAAUCUGAAAUAAAACCUAUUAUUUCUCGUCAAGUUCAAUGUUGAGGCCAAAUAACAAGUGGACCAAUUUAUGCGUUCCUAUGAUUUGUAAUUCAAAUGUAAUGUAAUUCAAACACAUAUUGACUAUAAGAUCUACUACACUCAUUUGUUAAAUAUAAUGUUAAACAUCAGAUGAAAGGACGGUGUAUUAGGCCAAUACAGCUUUCAGCUGUUUUGCUUUCUUCCAAGAAGGAUGAGUGGAGAAGCCUACAGUAUGAUCCCCUCUCCCCCUGCACCCCUUCCUCCUCAGAAUACACUUGCAUUCUUUGUUUCUGUGUGGAUAUUUUAUGCAUUUUUGUGUAAAAUACGUUUUUUUUCGGGAUCAGUUGAGAACACAAUCCACGGCCUCCUUGAUAAGAAUUAAAAUGUUUAAUUAAAAUUAUACUGUACAUACUGUAACAUUAAUUAUGCAUUCAAUAUUUCAUUAAAGUGUCUCAAUUCCCUUUGAUCAGGCCGUGUGUGAUUAAACCCAAUGCAUUCUCAAAGAAAAUGUUCUCGUGCCACAGUGACGCAGACUCAACGCCCUUUGUUUAUUUGUGCUAGAUAUUCGUGCAUUCACUUUCAGGUUUCUUGGAAUUGAAUUGUCGUUUUAUGAAAUUCAUUGCGUUAUGUACAGGCCUACGCUGAAUUCUGAGAAUCUUGGUUUGACUAAAAUAGCCAACCAUGAGCUGCACAAUGUGUUAUACACAUGCCCAUACUGUAAAUUAAUUUGUAAAAUCUUAUUAGGAGUGCACACUUAUGAAGACAUGAAUCAAAAUUCAAACCAAAUGCUUGAGCUCUUGACAGUUGACAGGCUUUAUUUGAUAAGCAGCAACUGACGUCAAAUACGUGCGUAUUUGCUACAGUCAUAGCUUUGCCUCUAGUAAAGUUUGUCUGGCCCCUUUUGCAAGUCCAUUUAUCACACUAUAGUUUUCUUAAAAUGUCCAUCAAGCUCUCCAUCUCUCCAUGCGCACCAUGCAAAAGCACAACACACAUUUUCAAGGUUGUAGGCCUAUAGGUGAAUGUUAUCCAUUCUUUGUGAUUAACAACAUUUUACUAUUAAUUCCUCAUUUUUUCUAAUAAUUUGACCUCAAAAUAAAAAUGGCAUCCGUUUUUUCGACACUCUUAAGAUAUAGUUUGAUGUCUUUACAGUCUGGAUAUUUCUCUGGGGUUGGGUCUGGUAAACAUCUUAUAUUGGCAAUCUGUGUCAAACUUUGAAAUGUGAGAUUAUUAGAACAGUUUGCUCAUGUUUUGAAAUAUAAUCUAUAUUUAUUUGAUUUGUGUAGCAAAACUAAUGGCCCCGCCCGGACUCUGUUUAUUAAGAAGACCUUUGGAACCAUAGGUGAAAUUCAAUCAAAAGUGUACUGCAGAAGAAUAGCAUUAUUCCUGUACAGGGAAAAUACAUGGUGUUGACAACAAUUACUGUUUACUAUAUGCAGUUGACUUGUAAAGCAAAGUUUAAUGUACUUUAUCUUUUUGCCCUAUGGUUUUGAUCCCUGUAUGCAAUUGAUACCCAGUUGUAAGUGCACAGAUCUGCACCAUUGUUUCUCUGUGGGAGUUUGCUAUGCAGUUUUGGCUGAAUUCCAGUUUUGGAGGUAGCCAUUCAGAUGUUUAAUCUGACUCAUAUCGUAGUGUACUUGCAUUGGUUUUAAAUCAGUUUGUGAACAAUUCAUUCAUUGAUGUUUAGAGUGAGCCAGCCCUAGAUAUCCCUGAUAUAGAUUGUUCUAUUAUUUGUUUCAAGUGUUGUUAUAAUAUACCAAUUUGUUAUCUUUUUGUAUAACCAUGUGCGUGUGUGGCUAUGGCUGCAUUUAGACAGGCAGCCCAAUUCUGAUCUUUCACCCAAUUAUUAGCAAAAGAGCUGAUCUGAUUGGUCCAAAUACCAAUUAGUAGAAAAAUAUUAGAUUUGGCUGCCUGUCUAACCAGCGUAUGUUAUUCCAGUAUUAAUAAGUCAUCCAUUCAUCUGAUAAUGUUACAGUAACACAAACAGAUCCUAGUACAGACAUGACAUUAACACAGACAUAUCCUGUAAGAUAUGUCAGUAACACAGACAGAACUAAAUACAGAUAUUACAGUAACACAAACAUAUCCUGUCAGAUAUCACAGUAACACAGACAUAUCCUAGUACAGAUAUUACAGUUACACAUAAAUAUAUUACAGUAACACAGACAUAUCCUAGUACAGAUAUUACAGUAACACAGACACAUCCUACUAGUACAGCACAACGUCCUACUGCCGUCCAUCUCAUACAUCGCCUGUCUGUCUGCUGUGUCUGAACACAGUGCCACUAAUGAUCCGUAGUAUAUUACUGUUAAAACUACCCAUUUCAUCCCGAGAUAGUUAUUACUAUAAUAUAACUCAUUCAUAGUUUACAUACCCAAUUCCCACUGUCAAAGAUGGAGCCUCCGGCGCAAAUCAUUUCAGUCUACUUAAAAGGGAGAGGUUCUGGAAAAGCAGUGACCACCGAAUUCAGCACAGCUAACUAGGCCGCAUAUUUGUGGCAGGCUGAAAACGAUGCACGCAAUAAAUGUCCAUGUCCACUUGUCUGACUGGAGGAAAGGGUUCAGUGUACAGUAGCCAUACCACCUGAUGGUGAUCACACUCACAAUGAUGACCUCAUUGCUGCUUCAUUCACAACAUAAUCUAAUCAUACUACCUAACGAUCUAGCUAUUGCGCGGAUGGAUGUCUUUUACUGUUAUGUGCAGUGAAAGACACGUGCAGGCAGUUUAUAAUUAAAGGAGACCAUUUUGGUGUACCACACUAUGCGCUUUUCUUAUAUUCAAAAGAUAAGAAAGUCUGCCAUUCCAUACUUUUUCGUCACGCACUGUUCAGUUUCUUGGAAUACUCUCUUCUAUGUAUAAGGGGGCAGCAACGUUUUAGAUUAGUCGUCAACACGGAUAUGUUCGAGUGUGGCUAGUCGGGACAGUGUCUGACGAUUUUGGGAAGAUAGAACUAUGCUACAUGAUUGUUUUCUGAAUCAUUUUCGGUCUCCCAUGCAUACUAUUCUCUACCUCUGAUGUGCAAAUCUGGACUACAAUAUGAUUGUGUUACUCUGAAAGUUUGAUAGACCAGAAGUGUUUUCAUUAUUGUCACAGCGGAUAUCUUCAUCGAUUUCUCUAAAAGUAAUGUUUCUCUGAUGAAAGUGAACUAAUAUGGUGGCACAUACUUUUUUCCCAAAUAAAACUAAAACAAGUU